AUGAAAAAAAUCAGUGAAAAUAAAUCCUUUGGCGGUCGCCAAUUGCGUUGCAGCACCGUUCCAAGGUGCUUAAUUGCGAUAUGACGUUUUCUAUUUAUUUGCCACCUCAGGCAGCAGGAAAAGUGCCAUUGCUUUAUUGGCUUUCCGGGUUGACGUGCACGGAUGAGAAUUUUAUGACCAAGGCGGGAGCGCAGCAGUAUGCGGCGCAGUAUGGAAUCGCUAUUGUGGCACCUGAUACCAGCCCUCGCGGUGAAGAUGUGCCCGAUGACUCGAAGGGCAGUUACGAUUUUGGUUUGGGAGCGGGUUUUUAUGUAAAUGCCACUUGUGAACCAUGGAAUCAACACUAUCAAAUGUACGAUUAUGUGGUGAACGAGCUGCCGCAGUUGGUGAGUGAGCAGUUUCCAGUGGAUGCCGAACGCGCUGGUAUUAGUGGACACUCUAUGGGUGGUCAUGGUGCUUUAACUAUCGCAUUAAACAAUCCUCAGAGUUACCGCUCAGUGUCUGCAUUUUCGCCUAUCUGUUCACCUAUAAAUUGUCCUUGGGGGCAGAAAGCGUUGACUAAUUAUGUGGGGGAUGACCGCCAGCAGUGGGGGCGUUACGACACAGUAGAAUUGGUAAAAACCGCUACUGAGCGUUUGCCGGUUUUGGUGGAUCAAGGUUUGGCGGAUGAAUUGGCAGAGCAACUUCACACCGAGGCUUUGAUGGCAACAGCCAAAGAAACCAACUACCCCAUGACCAUUCGAAUGCAGCAGGGCUACGAUCACAGUUACUUUUUUAUCGCCUCAUUUAUUGGCGAACAUAUUCAAUUUCACAGUGAGUAUCUCACAGAAGAGCGAAACGACACUGGAUUCUCGCCUUCGGGGGAAUGA
Messenger RNA from Nerophis lumbriciformis (worm pipefish), 869 nucleotides. NCBI's taxonomy places the organism in Eukaryota, Metazoa, Chordata, Actinopteri, Syngnathiformes, Syngnathidae. The record is from RefSeq and is a predicted model, not a curated record.